AUGGGUUUUAACCUGGAAAAGUCGACUUCCGUGAUGGCAAUAAGCAUAAUGUGUCGUUCAUAUUAUAAGCCGAUAUUGAAGCGAAAUUGUGAAGUUUAUAGCAGGUGGGGUUGGUCCGAGGCUGAUGUUCUCUCUGCUUUCAGGAGGCGCCCGGAGUGUAUUGCUCUGUCAGAGAAGAAAAUAAUGCAAACAAUGGAUCUUUUAGUGAACAAGAUGGGAUGGUCGUCAGAAAUAAUUCUCAAGUCCCCAUAUGUUUUGAAUUAUAGUUUGCAGAAGAGAAUCAUCCCGAGGUGUUCGGUUGUUAGAGUUUUGUUGUCAAAAGGAUUGAUAAAUACUGAAAAUCUGAGCUUAUAUUCUGUGUUUGGACCUGUGGAGAAGGAGUUCUUGGAGAGAUUUGUUGACAGUUAUCUGGGUGAAGUACCUCAGUUGUUGUGUGUAUACCAAGGAAAAGUGGAUAUCCAGGACAUAUGA
Messenger RNA from Prunus armeniaca (apricot), 471 nucleotides. Lineage: Eukaryota; Viridiplantae; Streptophyta; Magnoliopsida; Rosales; Rosaceae. The record is from the annotation of a GenBank genome assembly.